AUUAACUUAAAAAAAAAAAUUUAUUUUGCAUUGUAAACUAAAUAAAUAAUUGCAAAAAUGAAUAAUCAAAUGAAUGAAGAUUUUCUCGAGUUCGAAUCCAAAGUCAAUCAAGUUGUCAAACUACUGGAUGAUAUGAGCAGCAUUGGAAAAUCAGAUGCGGAUGCUCCAGUAAAGACAGAGAUUCUUUUUCCUGAUGACAUCACUGAGGACAACCUAAUAGUUCAAGUUAAAGAGGAUCGCACUGUAAUUAAUAAGAAAGUCUUUCCUUUGAAACCAAAACCCAACUUAGUGCCAACCCAACUCGAUAAAUUUACAUUUAUGCAACAAAUCGAACAAGAUGCGGAUCAGCGUGCUGCAGCUCGUCAAGAACGUGAACGUAUAGCUCAAACUUUCCGAAAACUAGGGAAUGAAGCAUUUCGUAAGCCAAACUAUGAGAAAGCUAUUACUAUGUAUACUCAAGCCAUUGAUCACGUCAAGGACAGUCCAAUUUUAUAUAAUAAUAGAGCAUUAGCUUACAUUAAGCUUAAGAACUUUAAACGUGCUGUGAUUGAUUGCAAUUUCGUUUUAAACAAAUUGGAGGAACGAAAUAUUCGGUCCUGGCUUUAUGGUGCAGCCGCAUAUAAGCGUUUGGGGGAUGAAUUGAAUUUUGAAAACUACGUAAAGUUCGCCAAAAAGCAUAACUCUAAACAGCAUGAAUACAUUGACGGAUUUGUUGAAAAAAUUAAAAUGGGACAGUUUUAAAUAAUUUAUUUUUACAAACAUUUUUACAGAUUUUUUCAAUUAUAUAUUAAAACAGUAUGUAUACGCAGUAUGUUUCCAU
This is a messenger RNA of Teleopsis dalmanni, 820 nucleotides long. Its product is annotated as tetratricopeptide repeat protein 12-like. Bases 58 to 741 code for a protein of 227 amino acids. Gene Ontology annotation, molecular function: protein binding. The transcript is spliced from 4 exons. Lineage: Eukaryota; Metazoa; Arthropoda; Insecta; Diptera; Diopsidae. The record is from RefSeq and is a predicted model, not a curated record.